This is a messenger RNA of Arachis ipaensis, 876 nucleotides long. Its product is annotated as LEAF RUST 10 DISEASE-RESISTANCE LOCUS RECEPTOR-LIKE PROTEIN KINASE-like 2.2. Gene Ontology annotation, molecular function: protein kinase activity; ATP binding; polysaccharide binding. Lineage: Eukaryota; Viridiplantae; Streptophyta; Magnoliopsida; Fabales; Fabaceae. Gene Ontology annotation, biological process: protein phosphorylation. The record is from RefSeq and is a predicted model, not a curated record.
AUGAGCAGAGGGAAAGCCUUGUGGUGUUCACUACUAGUCUUACACUUGCUCUUUCACAAGGAUGAGGGAGCAGCAUGUAACCCUUCUUCAUGCGGCAAAAUCAGCAACAUAAAGCAUCCUUUCAGGCUGAAGGAUGAUCCAGAAAACUGUGGGGAUCGAAGGUACGAGUUGUCUUGCGAGAAUAACAGGACGGUGUUAUAUCUUUUCCCCGGUAUAAGCUACCAUGUGCAGGCAAUAAACUACAAUAACUUCACAAUCAGGCUUGUAGAUCCCGCCAUCUCAGACUCAGGGGAUGACUGCUCCACCCUUCCCAGCUAUUCUUUAUCCACUACCAAUUUCGGUGACAGUUAUGGGUACAUCGGUGUCCCCAAACCAUAUGGAGCCACUCAAGAACGAACUUAUUAUGCUCUAGUAAGAAUGUUCGAGAACGUGAUAUUUUUGAACUGCAGCAAUCCGAUCAGGGACAAUCCACGAUUCGUGGAUGCUUCCCCUUGCAUUAAAGAAGGAGGCAAUGUUUAUGCUGUUCUUGGAGACAUGGAGGUGGGUGAAUUAAGAGAUGAGUGCCAUGUGAAGAUGGUUGCUGCCUCAUCCUUUCUUGUUCCACCGAGACCGGUGUAUGAUUCAUUCAUCAUCGACCAAAACUUGUCAUACGCUGAAAUCCAUAGAAAACUCACUUGCGGAUUUCAUCUUUCGUGGAUGCUCGGCGGUGCUUGUCCAUCUGCCUGUGACCAGCUGAGUUCUUGCUUUUUCAACGAAACCUCUCCAAAUCUCAUCACUUGCCGAUCCCUAGCGGAUCACUGUUUCACUCCAAUAACGUUCAAUGAAUGCGGUGACGUGUCAAAGCUCCAAAUCAUUGCAGAAGGUAUGGAUUCCUGA